Molecule: messenger RNA, 2490 nt
Organism: Fomitopsis serialis
Lineage: Eukaryota; Fungi; Basidiomycota; Agaricomycetes; Polyporales; Fomitopsidaceae
Product: Sodium/hydrogen exchanger family-domain-containing protein
Exons: 13
Coding region: 474-2126 (550 amino acids)
Biological process (GO): sodium ion export across plasma membrane; proton export across plasma membrane; intracellular potassium ion homeostasis
Cellular component (GO): plasma membrane
Molecular function (GO): sodium:proton antiporter activity
Source: RefSeq, a predicted model, not a curated record
CAGGGCCACCGCCGGGACUCGUGCUAACAGUACCAGUCACAAGCUUCAAGCUUUACAGUCGUUUGCAUAAUGGUUGUCGCAUGUGCGCGACGAGCGUCGAGCAUCUUGUUUGGCCUUCUUUGGCAAUGGCUGGCCCCGACGCACCCACCGGUCAGUCCCGUUACCUUUGCAGAGUGCGCAGAGCGGGCCCGUGUCAAUUUUCUCUCAACAUUGGCCACGGUAUCAAGAGCACCUAGCCUGAGCCCUCGUCACGAAAGAUGGAGAGUAUCUAGCGCAAUUCCAGGUAUUCCGGACGAGGGUUGCGGGUCGUCCUGCCGUGGCGGAUGUGGGGGGAGCCACAGCCGCUGGGAAAUGCGAAACGACAACCAUUUUGCCGAUGAUUGUAUGCCCAAAUAUACAGUGACCUUUAGUUGUGAAUUCAUGCGUGUCCGGUGACUUUUCUCACUCGUUUACAGAGCCUUCCUUUCGAUACCAUGGGCGAAGAAUUGCUGCAAGUCACCGACCCGAGCCUCUCGUACAUUAUACUGGGAGGCUUCGUAGUCAUUUUUAGCAUGGUGUCGCUGCUUGUCAAAGAGAAGUUAUACAUCAACGAGGUCGUGCUCGGGACCGCAUUCGGCAUCAUCAUUGGGCCCUACUGUGCAAACGCAUUUGACCCGAGAUCAUGGGGCGAUCACACCAACGCCAUUACUCUGGAAGUAAUGCGGGUCGUACUCGCUAUCGGCCUGUUCGCCAUUGGCGUAGAGCUGCCGCAGUCGUACAUGGCGGAUCAUGCGAAGUCGCUCCUCGUCAUGGUUGUUCCUACGAUGGCGUUUGGCUGGAUAGUCGUUGCGACGGUCAUAUAUUUGCUGUUCCCGUCCUACAACUACAUCUCGGCACUGGUCAUAGCGGCCUGCUUGACACCCACCGACCCUAUCAUCAGUGCGGCCAUAGUUGGUGGCAAGUUUGCCCUGACACAUGUACCACCCAACUUGCGCCGGAUUUUGUCUGCAGAGUCUGCCGCCAAUGACGGACUCGCGUAUCCCUUCUUGAGCAUCUCCAUCUACCUGACUCUCGAGAGCUCGCGGGGAACGGCGAUCGGAAAAUGGUUCCUCAUAGGCUGGCUAUACGAGGUCAUCCUAGGCACUGUGCUCGGAGCUGUGCUAGGCAUACUGUUUUGCAGGCUUAUGAAGAUAUCCUAUCGCAAGGGUUUCAUAGAUCGCGAGUCAUACGUCGCACAGUACCUCUCACUUGCGUUGUUCACGAUCGGAAUCGUGAGUACCCUAGGAAGCGAUGACCUCCUCGCCGCUUUUGCCGCGGGCACUGCCAUUAGUUGGGACGGGCAUUUCAAUGACCUGACGGAGAACGAGGUGUUUUCGUCAGUCAUUGACUUGCUCCUCAACUGCGCAUGCUUCGUGUACAUCGGCGCUUGGCUGCCCUUCGACCAGUACAACCGGCCUGACCUGGGCAUCACGCCGUGGAGGCUGGUGGUCUUGUUCAUCGUUAUUCUCUUAAUCCGGCGCAUCCCGCCUCUGCUCUUGCUCUUCAAGUGGGUGCCUGAGAUUGUCAACUGGCGUGAGGCACUGUUCUCUGGACACUUCGGACCAAUGGGCGUCGGAGCUGUCUUCGUCUCCACUCUAGCAGCCACCAGACUCCCGACGCCACACAACCCUCCUGAGAAUCAGGCUGAGCUGCUGGCCGCAUCCAUACAGACCGUUGUCUCAUUUGUCGUGCUUGGUUCCAUCAUCGUCCAUGGCCUGUCCAUACCUUUCUUCUCCUUCGGCAAGAACAUGCGGACACGCACACUCUCCGUUACGCACACAUGGACGCCUCGUCACAGUGCCAUCCCCGACUGGCUUCUGGGAGCUCGCCGUGCACUCGUAGAGAACCCGCGUUCCGUCUUCACCAGCAAGGAUCCGGAGCAAGGCCAUGAAAUGAGGGUGCGCGAGGCGGAGACUCUGCCUGACGGACACACGGUAUCGCACGUUGCCAGUGUUCAGUCUGAAAGGGUCGAGCCCACCCCGGAUGGCCACGGUAUUUCUUCCGCGUUCGCCCGUCCGGACAUGGCUCGACAAGGCUCCGGAGUCACGGCGCGGACGAGCCAGGUAGACACCCACGUCUAUCAAUGUCGCCAACGGCAUACAUGCUGACCAUUUCUCUGCGGCUCAGAUUCGCCUCGACCAUGACCCUGCGGCGCUUCGCGAACCUGGCCCUGACUACAAGCCUGAGUCAAACUCGGAGUCUGCCAGCCUGCGUACCCCGAGAUCGAUUCGCCUCGACCAGAGCUUUGCUUCCGUCUUGCAUGCACCUGAAGCCAUGGAUGGAAGCCGGUCUGGUGCGGUGACUCCGAACAAGGUUCAAUCCGUAGAAGUGCGCGAGGUAGUUACGGCGGAUGCAGAGCCUGCGUAUGAUAUGGAGUCAUCACAGCAAUGAUCAGUUCGUUCUCCUGAUAGACCAUUCACUUCGCAUACCACUUGUGUCACAGAAGUACGCAACCUCGAGCUUAUCUGCGCU